Molecule: messenger RNA, 1974 nt
Organism: Mustela erminea (ermine)
Lineage: Eukaryota; Metazoa; Chordata; Mammalia; Carnivora; Mustelidae
Gene: CASQ1
Product: calsequestrin 1
Exons: 11
Coding region: 276-1478 (400 amino acids)
Biological process (GO): regulation of skeletal muscle contraction by regulation of release of sequestered calcium ion
Cellular component (GO): sarcoplasmic reticulum lumen
Molecular function (GO): calcium ion binding
Source: RefSeq, a predicted model, not a curated record
GCCUCCUGGUGCCAAGUUCAGGGACAGCUCCGGUUCCCUCCCCGCCCCCUGAGCCUAUCCCGCCUCCUGACCCUGUCACUCUUGGCUCUGUCCUCAGUGUGUCCAGAACCCAGCAGGGUCCUCUGUCCCCUGCUCUGGGCCAUUCCCCACCCCACCCCUUCUGUGAGCCCCUCACUCAGGGUUCAGGACCCACGCCCCGCCCUACCCCAGCUCCCUCUUCAGGACCCGGCCAGCUGACCCUGACCCUGCUCCCUCCACGCGCACCUGCCGCCAGGAUGGGGGCCAGUGCUGGGGCCAGUGCUGGGCCCAGGCUACGGCCUGCACUGCUGUUCCUGUUGAUGCUAGGGACACCCAGAUUGGGGGUACAGGGGGAGGACGGGCUGGAAUUCCCUCAGUACGAUGGCGUGGACCGUGUGGUCAAUGUCAACGCGAAGAACUACAAGAACGUGUUCAAGAAGUAUGAGGUGCUGGCGCUGCUCUACCAUGAGCCCCCUGAGGACGACAAGGCCUCCCAAAGACAGUUCGAGAUGGAAGAGCUGAUCCUGGAGUUAGCGGCCCAAGUCCUCGAAGACAAGGGUGUUGGCUUUGGGCUGGUAGACUCGGAGAAGGAUGCAGCUGUAGCCAAGAAGUUAGGACUCACGGAAGAGGACAGCAUCUACGUGUUCAAGGGAGAUGAAGUGAUCGAGUACGACGGCGAGCUCUCCGCGGACACCCUGGUGGAGUUUCUCCUCGAUGUCCUAGAGGACCCCGUGGAACUGAUCGAGGGCGAUCGCGAGCUGCAGGCGUUUGAGAACAUUGAGGACGAGAUCAAACUCAUUGGCUACUUCAAGAACAAAGAUUCUGAGCAUUACAAGGCCUUCGAGGACGCAGCGGAAGAGUUUCACCCCUACAUCCCUUUCUUCGCCACCUUCGACAGCAAGGUGGCAAAGAAGCUGACCUUGAAGCUGAAUGAGAUCGAUUUCUAUGAGGCCUUCAUGGAAGAGCCUGUGACCAUCCCAGACAAGCCCAACAGCAAAGAGGAGAUUGUCAGCUUCGUGGAGGAGCACAGGAGGUCCACCCUGAGGAAGCUGAAGCCUGAGAGUAUGUAUGAGACGUGGGAGGACGACAUGGACGGAAUCCACAUUGUGGCCUUUGCGGAGGAAGCCGAUCCUGAUGGCUACGAGUUCUUGGAGACGCUCAAGUCUGUGGCCCAAGAUAACACUGAAAACCCCGACCUCAGCAUCAUCUGGAUCGACCCUGACGACUUCCCCCUGCUGGUGCCCUACUGGGAGAAGACAUUUGACAUCGACCUGUCAGCGCCGCAGAUAGGCGUGGUCAACGUCACCGAUGCGGACAGCGUGUGGCUGGAGAUGGAUGACGAGGAGGACCUGCCGUCCGCGGAGGAGCUGGAGGACUGGCUGGAAGACGUGCUGGAGGGCGAGAUCAACACGGAGGACGAUGACGACGAUGACGAUGACGACGACGAUGACGAUGACUAGCGGCUGUGGCCUCGUUCUCCAGCCCGGCCCCUCUCCCUGGGCUCCCUCCCAACCCCGUCCGUCCCUGGGCUCCUCUGGGGACACUGGGCCAUCCUCUGCGGUAGGGAGGCCCGAUGCUGAGUGCUGAGACCCCGACCUUUGCCCCACGAGGCCAGGACCUGCUCGUCCCCACGCGCCAGCCCAGCCACCUCUGCCGGCCAUCUCCUGUCCCUUGGCGGUCCUGUUCCUACGAUCCGUUCCCUCCAUGAUGCGUUUCCUUCCCCAUUUCCCUCUGCUCUGACUCACCAUUCCCUAUACUCUUCCCUCUGAUUCUCUUCUUGGUUCCCUCCACCUGUGCACGAUCUUCCCCACACUUUCAAAUCCUCCAUCCUUCUGGCGGCCUGAUCCCUGGCCAGGAGGAAGGGCGGGCCCUGUGUCUGCGGCUCUCGGCCAUCUCUUGUUAAUGCAUUUGGGUCAGAUAUCGGGAGCCCUCAAUAAAGGAUCUGGGGCAGCAUGA